AUGCAAUUCGAAGAGAUUUACGAUAAAAUUCUGCAAACUUUAGGUUCAUUCGCAUACGAAACUUGGUUAGAUAAGAUUCAUUGCGAAUCGAAUAUAACUGACAAUUUACAAGAAAGUAUUGUGGAAUUUCACAACGAAAUGCGAUCGGAUCUUGCACGAGGUGAUUUUGAUGGAUAUGAAAGCGGAACAAAUAUAUACACAAUGAGAUGGAAUUGUAAUUUAGCGAAAUUAGCGCAAGAAAGAGCGAACAGCUGUGGAAGAACUAAGGAAUUGGAUUAUUUUUCUGGCAAAAUUGGUGAAGUCACCUACCAGCAGCUUGCUAAUGAAUCAAAAAACAAUGAUGAUUAUUUCAAUGAGGCGAUGGAUUAUUGGUCAAAUGCGACUGAACCUUUAAAUCAGAGUGAAUUAUACAAAGUUGGACCUGCAUGUGAGACGUGGAAGGACUGUUCUACUUAUAAGGAGUCAGUUUGUUAUUUUGAUUCGAAACUAUGCGAUUUCCAUAGUGGUAAAGAAAUACACGACUCGUUUGAUACUUUUCUGGCAUCAAAUGGCACUAUUGAUAUUCCCAAUUUAGAAGAGCACACAACAACAUUUUCCAUUAAUAGUUCUCAUGGAAAUAUCAAUGAUAGCGAAAACGAUAAUGUUAAAUACAAUGGGGAUAGAGUGGCUCAGUGGGUUGUUGCUCAAUUGGGAGCGCCGAUGCUGAGGUUCGUUGCCGCUCAAUCAUGCAAUAAAAAAUCUAUAAGCGAUGAUUUACGCGCUGAUAUACUCUUCAUUCACAAUGUAAUUCGAUCUCAAUUAGCAUAUGGCGACUUUAAAUCUCUUCCAUCCGGAUCGAAUAUUUAUUCAUUGAAGUGGAGUUGUGAAUUAGAAAGAUUAGCUCAACAAAAUGCAGAUUUUUCUAUAGAGACAUGCAAAAUGUCGCGAAAACAGGAUGCUCAUAUCCCGUUUGAAACGGGUCAAAACAUUUUCAAGAUAAAGACUAACGAAAGUUUCAAUACAGAUCACUGGUUUGAUAAAGCGCUGGAUUUCUGGACAAAUGAAACUAGAGAAAGUCAUGAAGUUGCACAGAUUUUGUAUGGAAAAACUUUGUUAAUCGGCUGCGGUAUUCGUAAAUGUCGUGAAUCGGAGGUGGUUAUCGUUUGUCAAUACUGGCCCAAGGCGACACCUGGUCCUUUAUAUCGACAAGGUUCAUCUUGCGAGACAGGUAAUUACUGCGAUGCUUACAACCAAUCAUCUUGUGAUUCUGAGAUGAGUUUGUGCCAGGUUGCAAGCGAUUUCACAUUCCCUGAUCCUCUUCACGCAUUGCCACUCCAGACUACUCCAAUAACAGAAGUUCCUAAUAUAGAAAAUGUCACCUACACUCCGACCACAGAAAUGUCCAUUUCAUCCGAAACUCUCGAAAAAAUCGUUUUAAAACAAUAUAACUGCCAUGACACAAAACUUCUUACUUCUUAUCGUUCCUUAUUGAAAAUGAAGCAUGAGGAAUAUAGAAAAAAAGCUGCAAAGGGUAUUAUCACUCUUCAUAAUUUCGAAAAUAUUGAAGAAGAUUUCUUUUUCAAACUGGAUUGGAACUGUGAGUUGGAAAAAGAAGCUCAAAAGGAAGCUGAAAGAUGUGCUUUGCCUCCUCACGAUGCCAAACAUAAAUAUUACAGAACGAUCAUUCAUAAUUUCGAAUUUGGCAAUUUGGCUGAUUUUCUUGAUCAAAAAAUUGAUUAUGCUAUCAGUAAUUGGUGGGGAAAUAUAACGGAUUAUGAUAAUAUCAAUAUUGCACAGUUUGAAGCCACAGAGAUAGGUUGCGGCAUCGCAUCAUGCAUUGAUGAGAAUCUUCAGAUGGUAAUUGAUAUAGUUUGCCGCUACUGGCCAACAACCAAUCCAAAUGAACUCUACAAUUAUGCUAUUAGCUGUGAACGAAAUGAACAUUGUGACUUGCUGCCUAAUUCAUUCUGUGACACUAAUUUAGGAAUAUGCGUGGAAGGAGAAGCUAGAAAAAAAUCUUCCGUAAAGAAAAGCCUUGACGACGAAUAG
Messenger RNA from Dracunculus medinensis (Guinea worm), 2028 nucleotides. The record is from the annotation of a GenBank genome assembly. NCBI's taxonomy places the organism in Eukaryota, Metazoa, Nematoda, Chromadorea, Rhabditida, Dracunculidae.